AUGCAGCCUCCUAAAUAUGGGUACUAUCCUGGCGAUGCACCUACGUCAGAAGCCAAUUUGAAGAAUAGGCCAGCUGAAGCUGCCAAAGUUAGCAUAAAUGACAUCAAGAGAAUCACUGAAAAGCUCUCUGGAACCAGUCAACGCAGGAGAAGACUACAGGCUCGUACUCUGAGAAGUGAAGCAGAGGAACUUGAUCGUCUUCGUCUAGAUGAGGAAUUCAGGAAGGACGCUCAAGCUCGUCGUACUGCUGUCAUCGAGCGAGCUCGACGAAUGCAAGAGGGAGAGCGUGAUGCUGUUAAACAACUGCACAGCCGAUUGCUGUUGUACAAUGUCCUCCAGGUUCGAGAUACUCAAUUGGUGUUGAAGAAGGAACGACUUGGCCGCGAGACCCUAAUGGAUGACAAGUACAAGACUAUUGCAUCUGCUCGAAAUGCUGAAGCUGAAGUCAAAGAAAAGAUAUCAGCUGAAAAUGCGCGUUCUAAAAAGUAUGCUCUGGCUGAAGAGCAACGUCGACAACAUCAAGAAAAGAUUGAAAAGGAAGCAGUCGAAGCUGAUGCUCUUAUGGAACAAGGAUUGGCUAUACGUCGAGCAGCUGACGAGUAUCGAGCAGAACAGCAAAAGCUUGAAACAGAACACCAAAAGAAACGAAUCGUCAUUCACCAAGAACUGUCGCAAAUGAAGAGUGAAAACAAUGCUCGACAAGAAAAGGCCAAGUUGAAGGAAGCAGAUCAACAACACCGUAACGAAGCAUGGGUUGCUCGAAAGGAACGACAAACUGCCAUGAAGAAGGACUUUGAGCAGAAAUGGUUCAAUGAGGCCCUACGAGCUCGAGAACUGAUGGGAGAACGUCAAGCCAAGGAUGCAGGAGAUGUUGAAGCCAAGCUGAAUGAGCAAAUUGCUAGAGCUGUUGCAUUAAAGGAUGAGAUUGCUCGUCGUGAUCAGGCAAAACGAGAAGAGAUCAAGAAGAAGCAAGGAGAAGAAGUCAAGAAGUACUACUAUGAUUUCAAAACACGACGUGCCCAAGAACGCCAAACGACCAAAGAAGAGGAUGCGGCCACUCUCCAACUCUUCUUACGACAACGUGACGAGUACUUGGAAUCUGAACGACAAAAGAAGGCACAUGCGUUAGAAAAGGGCCGUGAAUUCCAAAAGAUACAUCAAGCUCAAAUGGAGGAAUCACGACGUGUUGUCACGAAUGCUAAAAUGGAGCGUAAGAACGACAGCUCUGCCCGAGAUGUUCAAGAAAGGGAAGCAUCAGAGCUACAAUCUUACAUGAAAGGAAUUGCUUCGGAGCCAUGGGCCGUAAACAAUCAUCGCAUUCAAGAAUACCUCCAGAAAACACUUGCUCAGAAAUCACAUUCCUAG
This is a messenger RNA of Synchytrium microbalum, 1365 nucleotides long. RefSeq lists its product as uncharacterized. The transcript has 9 exons. NCBI's taxonomy places the organism in Eukaryota, Fungi, Chytridiomycota, Chytridiomycetes, Synchytriales, Synchytriaceae. Bases 1 to 1365 code for a protein of 454 amino acids. The record is from RefSeq and is a predicted model, not a curated record.